This is a messenger RNA of Aspergillus homomorphus CBS 101889, 2208 nucleotides long. Its product is annotated as FAD/NAD(P)-binding domain-containing protein. The record is from RefSeq and is a predicted model, not a curated record. The transcript is spliced from 5 exons. Gene Ontology annotation, molecular function: flavin adenine dinucleotide binding; monooxygenase activity. Bases 129 to 2006 code for a protein of 625 amino acids. Lineage: Eukaryota; Fungi; Ascomycota; Eurotiomycetes; Eurotiales; Aspergillaceae.
UCUUCGUGGCCGAAAUUUGUUGUACUUGCGACGCGGCGACUGAAAAGGAAUGGGAACCUCUAGUUUCUCACAGCUCUCAUGCGCCCGCCCGGGUCGACGAGUACCCUGCGCGGGCUGACCUGCGCAAGAUGAUGGCUCAGCACCCGUUGCCUGCUUUAGAAGCCAACUUGAUCGGUACCGAUACUAUGACUGGCGAUGAGCCGAGUAUUCAGACACGCGCCGUGUUGCACCGUCUCAACACGGCCCUGUCCAGCAACAACGUGGUGGCGCUCAAAAGCUGUUUCUAUGCCAGCCAGGCCUAUUGGAAAGACCAGUUGGCGUUGACAUACCACCUCCGCACCUUUCACUCACCCGGUGUGAUUGCUGCUGCGCUGUUGGAGACAGCCGGUCUGCGUGGGCUGGGAGAACUGUCUGUGGACGGUGCUGCGGUCUUUAUCCAUGCGACACCAACGUUGCAAUUCAUCGACUGCGGAAUUAGCUUCCGCACAACCUCACCGGCAGCUACAGGCAAAGGAAAAGUCGUGCUCUUGCCCGUGCAAACUGAAGAAAAGACCAUCGAAUGGAAGAUCUGGGUCCUGAGCACAAUGCUGGAGAGCUUGGAUCUUCAGCCGGAGAAUCAGGAGCUGUUGCAGGGAUCGGGGAAAGAGUAUCCUGAUCCGGAGACAUUCGAAACCGAUGUGUUCAUCAUCGGGGGCGGAAAUGCAGCUGCCGCGUUGGCCGCGCGCCUGAAAACGCUGGGGGUGGAGAGUGUCAUGGCCGAGCGCAACCCCCGCGUCGGCGACAAUUGGGCUCGUCGCUACGACUGCAUGCGCUUCCACAUCCCUACCUCGUUCUGCAAUAUGCCUUUUAUGCCCUACGGUCCCGAGCUGCAAUCUCCCCACCUUCUCACGCGCGACGAUCUGGCAGAGCAAGUCCGCCGUUAUGUCGCUACUUUCCAGCUUAACAUUAUCACGUCGGCGCAGAUUCACUCCACGCGAUACAAUCAGAAGAUCCAGCAAUGGCAGAUCAGGAUCCAAACACCAACAGGGCAACGGACGGCCAUUGCGAAGCAUCUUGUUCUAGCUACUGGCAUUGCAUCGCAACAGCCUUACGUGCCUUCUAUCCCCGAAAAGGACUCCUACCAAGGCAUCAACAUCCAUUCGGCUCAGUAUCAGAACGCCCGGGAACUGGUGGAUAAAGGCGCUAAGUCCGUUCUAGUCAUCGGCUCCGCCAACACCGCCUUCGAUGUCUUAGAAGACUGUCACGCCGCAGGCCUGCAAGCCACGAUGGUCGUCCGCUCCCCGACCUACACCGUGCCCAUUGAAUAUCUCCUCGACAAGCGCAGUCUGGGCGCCUACGACCUGGGCGUCGAAGCCGGCGACCGGCUUUUCCUGUCUCUGCCCUCGGUGACUAACAGCCAGCUAGGCGAUGGCCUGAUGAAGCUCCUCUCGUCUCAAGAGCCCAACCGCUACGACGCCCUAGCAGCAACAGGCUUCCCCGUUCGGGACAGCUCCCACCCAGAGUCCGUCCUCAUGCACAACCUACUGGAACGCGCGGGCGGCCAUUACGUCGACGUCGGCGGAACCAAGCUGCUAGUAGAAGGCAAGGCAGGUGUCAAGGCCAACGUAGAGCCGACCGCCUAUACGGCGACGGGGCUGCGCUUCUCGGACGGCAGCUCACUGGACGCCGAUGCGGUGGUCUGGUGCACUGGCUUCGCUGACCGGGAUGUGCGCGACACCACGGCGACGCUGCUCGGUGCUUCGGGUAUCGAAGCCGCCGAUGCGAAGGCGGACGAGUCGAUCCUGGGCCCCAGGGAAAUCGCCGCUCGUGUUGACGCGACCUGGGGCGUGGACGCUGAGGGCGAGACGCGUGGCAUGUGGAAGCGACAUCGCCAGCUGGAUAAUUUCUGGGUCAUGGGCGGCUUCACUCAGCAGCAUCGCUGGCACUCCCGGACUCUGGCUUUGCAGAUCAAGGCGGCCUUAGAGGGAGUUUUGCCUCCCGCGUAUCGGGACACCCCGCGCUUCUAAGGACUUGUUGGUGAGCUGUGGUGGUGGUUCAUGCAUAUAAUUUUAGGGUGGCUGUCUCGAUUUGGAUUAAACUUUGGUUGUUGAUUUUGGUAGAGUAAAGCUCGGGGCUUGAAAUAGGCUUGAAGCUUCUUAUUUUGAUUAUUCAAAAUGCCAUGGCAACAGGCAAGUAUACUAAUGUCUGUCUCUUUGUGGAAACUAGCGG